AUGACAUUUCAAAGGGGAUUAUCACAAGCUGUAAAUAAUAAAUCAUCAAAUAACGAAAUAUACGGAGUAAUACCUUAUAUUGCACCGGAAAUAUUUAAAGGAUCCGAAUUUUCUAAAGAAGCUGAUAUUUAUAGUUUUGGUAUGAUUAUGUGGGAACUUACAACAGGAUGUAAACCUUUUGAUAAUGUUGAACAUGAUCACAGUCUUAUUUAUAAAAUUCUUGAUGGAGAACGACCCAAAAUUACAGAAGAUACACCAGAAUGUUAUGCCAACUUAAUGAAAAGUUGUUGGAAUCCUGAUCCAAAAAAAAGACCUAUUAUAAAAGAAAUUCGUUCAACUUUUAGUGAGUGGAUAUUUAGAAUUAAAAAUAAAGCAGAGUUUAUUCAAGCUGAAGAAAAUAGAAAAAAAUUGAUAGAAUCAAAGAAUAUUGGGCCGGUAUUUGCUGAAAAACGACAUCCAGGAGCCAUUUAUACAAGUAGGCCAUUAAGUGCUUUAAUUUCUAAAUGUUCAUCCAUCUAUUCAUCAACAACAAUUUCAUUUGGUAAACAAGAUUCCAAUUAUAUCUCAGAAUUACAGGAUGAUAAAGACACUGAAAGUUUAUCAUCUCAAAAUUUAAGUUUUACGAUUCAAAAUUAUUCAACCACUUUAGAUUCUAGUAGAUAUAUUUCAGCAGAAUUAGAUCUUGAUAUAAACACUGAAAGUUUAUCAUCUCAAAAUUUAAGUUAUUCUAGAUAUAUCUCAACAGAAUUAGAGCUUGAUAUAAAUACUGAAAGUUUCAGAUCACAAAAUUUAAAAAAGAGAAGAAAUGAAGAAUUUUUAAAUUUAGAAACUCAUGAUGAUAGUGGAAAACGUAUUAAAACUAAUUUCAAUUAUCCAUAG
This is a messenger RNA of Rhizophagus irregularis DAOM 181602=DAOM 197198, 879 nucleotides long. The record is from RefSeq and is a predicted model, not a curated record. Lineage: Eukaryota; Fungi; Glomeromycota; Glomeromycetes; Glomerales; Glomeraceae.